UCCCGUGACCUGGCCAUGGGGGCACGUCGUGGUGUGACCCGGAAGCACAUCCGGCGGUUGAACUGACCAGUGCACUGUACACGUGUAGCCUGCGGGGUCUUGAUUUUCCCGAUUUUCUGGGCGGCUCAGUAUUAUAACGGACGAACAGCCGCUUUUGGAAUAAGAAGAAGUGUUUUUGGUCCACCAGAUCAUUGAUUUACCUGUCUGUCUAACCAGUAUGAGUUGCUACGUCAUAAAACCCAAGGGUUCCUCCCAGCGCCUACCUUACCUCCCCAUACUGAUGUCUCUCCCGAGUGGCAGACAGGUCUCUCUGGACCACUACAGAGAACAGGACGAACAACAAGUAUUCUCCAUCUUCAAGAAGAUCGUUGAAGACGGCCAAAGCUAUCCUCAAGAAAAAGUGGAGUCUCUUCAAGACUUCCGGGACUACUACCUCUCUCACGACGUCUUCGUUGCUAGGGACGCGACCGAGACAGAAGAAGUUCUUGGAGCGUUCUACGUCAAGCCCAACUUCCCUGGCAGGUCUUCUCAUAUAUGUAAUGCUGGCUUCAUAGUCAAGGAGUCAGAAAGGGGACAGGGUUUGGGGAAAAGGAUGGCGCAAUAUUUCCUGUACAUUGCGAGGGAUCUAGGGUACAAGGCAUCUUUCUUUAACUUGGUUUACGUUAAUAAUGAGGCUUCUCUGAGGACCUGGCGUGGUCUUGGGUUUAAGGAGAUAGGUGUGGUGCCUAAUGCUGGGUAUAUAAAGGGGCUGGGCUACACGGAUGCUGUGCAGUUUUAUUACGACUUCUCAACACUAACUGGCUCUGUUGAACAGAUAUAGUACUAGUUAAGCAUCUGUUUUUAAAUAAGUGGGCAGAUAUGGUAAAACUUCUGUUUUUAAGUCAGCAGAUACUGUUAAGUGUCUGUUUUUAAAUGAAUGAGCCAACAUGGUAAAGCAUGAUGACUAUGACAUAAGUUUUAUUUGCCUUCAUAGACAUUUGAACCUGAGCUAGUCAGGUGGAUCUGAAUCUGUAUUGAGUACAGACAAACACGCACAAACAGAUAUUUACAGACCUUUUUAUUGAUGAAUUAAUACUCAAUGAA
Branchiostoma belcheri (Belcher's lancelet) is the source of this 1083-nucleotide messenger RNA. RefSeq names its product L-azetidine-2-carboxylic acid acetyltransferase-like. The transcript is spliced from 2 exons. Lineage: Eukaryota; Metazoa; Chordata; Leptocardii; Amphioxiformes; Branchiostomatidae. Gene Ontology annotation, molecular function: acyltransferase activity, transferring groups other than amino-acyl groups. Bases 218 to 820 code for a protein of 200 amino acids. The record is from RefSeq and is a predicted model, not a curated record.